GCUAAAAAUGAAAUGGUUUCUGAGCAAGCAAGAGAGAGGUUUUAGAUGGUUUGAAAACCCGGUUCAUCAUGUUAAUUUCCGGUUUGACAGCUAUGUUUUGGCUACUGUAAUGCACAAUAGCUACUGUUUUAAGCAACUUGCCCUUAAAGAUGAAAAAGAGUCUUUUUCUUGAUUCCUAAUUUUUUGAACACCCUUUUAUUUUGUCUAUAGAAGUUUCUGCUUUUUUGUUAUUUCUAUUACAGACAACAAUUCUUUUGAAUCAUAUUCUUUCCCCUGCUUAUCUUUAUUCUCUUUUACUACAUGAUUCUGUUCAGUCUGUGAAGUCGGCAUCUACUGGUCUGCUUGGUUUCUGGAAAUGGGAAAGUUGUGUUUUUUUCUUGUUUCUGUUCUGUUCUUGGUUUCUUUGCUUAAUGGAGAAACAGUCACUGCCGCUUCAAGAAAAAAGGUAGCCACUGGUGCAAGAACCCGUGAUGGAUCAGAAGAAUGGGGAUAUGUGGAAGUUAGACCAAGAGCACACAUGUUUUGGUGGCUUUAUAGGAGUCCUUACAGAGUCGAAGAUUCAUCCAAACCAUGGCCAAUCAUUCUUUGGUUGCAGGGUGGACCUGGAGGAUCAGGUGUUGGGAUGGGAAAUUUUGAAGAAAUUGGGCCGCUGGAUACCUAUCUGAAGCCCCGGAAUUCGACAUGGUUACAAGUGGCUGAUCUGCUUUUUGUGGAUAAUCCAGUCGGCACAGGAUACAGUUUUGUGGAAGAGGGUGAUGCAGACUUGUUUGUCAAAACUGAUGACGAGGCAGCAAGUGAUCUAACUACUCUGUUGGAGAAAGUAUUUAAUCGGAAUGAGAGCCUUCAGAAGAGUCCUUUGUAUAUUGUAGCAGAGUCUUAUGGAGGCAAAUUUGCUGUCACUCUUGGUUUAUCAGCUCUGAAAGCAAUUGAAGCAGGAAAACUGAAACUUAUACUUGGAGGAGUAGCGUUGGGUGACACUUGGAUCUCACCAGAAGAUUUUGUGCUUUCGUGGGGUCCUCUUCUAAAAGAUUUAUCGAGGCUCGACAACAACGGACUUCAGAAGGCAAACAGCCUGGCUGAGAAGAUUAGGCAGCAAAUCCGCGAAGGUCAGUAUGCUGACGCAACAAAUUCUUGGUCUGAGCUUGAGGAAGUGAUUAGUGCUAACAGCAAUUCUGUGGAUUUCUAUAAUUUUUUAUUGGAUUCGGGAUCGGACCCUGUGUCUCUAACUACAGCUGCGGCUGAAUUAUCGCAAAAAAAUGCAAUGAGGAGCUACUCAAGAUAUAUAAUCUCUCAGAGGUCAUCACUUCCAGGAGGUGGUGUCGGUGAUCUUGAUAGCAUAAUGAAUGGGGUCAUUAAAAGAAAGCUUAAGAUAAUCCCAGCUAAUUUCUCAUGGGGAGAGCAGUCUUCUAACGUUUUCAACCAGCUGGAAGGCGAUUUUAUGAGACCGAGAAUUAAUGAGGUUGAUGAACUCCUAGCUAAGGGAGUGAAUGUGACUAUAUACAAUGGGCAACUUGAUCUCAUUUGUUCAACCAAGGGAACCGAAGCAUGGGUUGAAAAACUCAAGUGGGAAGGGCUGGAUAGUUUUUUGAGCAUGAACAGAACUCCUCUUCUUUGCGGUGCAGAACGACAGCUCACAAAAGGAUUUACCAGGUCGUACAAAAACCUGAAUUUCUUCUGGAUUCUUGGGGCAGGCCACUUCGUACCAGUAGACCAACCCUGCAUUGCAUUAAAAAUGGUGGGGCAAAUCACACAGUCACCAGCAGUAGAGGCAGCUGCUUCUGCAAAGAAAGACCAGAAGAGAAAACAUGAAAUGAGAAAGGUUUGGUGAGAGAGAUCGCACACAGUUUGAAGCAACUACAAGCAAAAACUAGUACGCAUGGAGAACUGCAAAAACAAAGAUAUUUAUAUGGAUAAAGUGGCUGCUAUUGCAGAGCUUGCUUCUGAUUGCUUCUUUCAUAAGAAAUAAUUUAAUUUUCUGGUUUCAAUUAUUUUUCCACUA
Molecule: messenger RNA, 1999 nt
Organism: Populus euphratica (Euphrates poplar)
Lineage: Eukaryota; Viridiplantae; Streptophyta; Magnoliopsida; Malpighiales; Salicaceae
Product: serine carboxypeptidase-like 51
Exons: 13
Coding region: 356-1828 (490 amino acids)
Biological process (GO): proteolysis
Molecular function (GO): serine-type carboxypeptidase activity
Source: RefSeq, a predicted model, not a curated record